GAGGCUCGGUGUGGACGGAGUGACGGGGGAAGGGCAACUCCUUUCUGCUCGUGACCGUCAAGGAGAGAGGACGCACGGUGGGUCUCUCCUCUCCACGUGUUCUAAUUACUCCAUCGUAGGGGAGUGAAGAGAUACAAGAUGGUACAAAAGAAGACUAAGGGAAAGGUGAAGGGGAAGGGGAAGAAGGUCGCCGCUCCCCCCCUGGUGACCAAGAAGGUGGUGGUCCCCAAGAAAGUGGUCAACCCACUCUUUGAGAAGCGACCCAGGAACUUUGGCAUCGGUGGAGAUAUCCAGCCUAAGCGUGACCUGAGCCGGUUCAUGCGCUGGCCCAAGUACGUGCGUCUGCAGCGCCAGAAGGCCGUCCUGCAGCAGCGGUUGAAGGUGCCCCCACCCAUCCACCAGUUCAAGCAGACCCUUGACCGCCAGAAAGCCACUGAGCUCUUCCGCCUCCUGGACAAGUACCGCCCUGAGAGCAAGGCCGCCAAGAGGGAGAGGCUGAGGAAGCGCGCCGCCGCCCGUGCCGCUGGCAAGCCCGACGUGCCCACCAAGCGCAAGAUUCAAGUGCGUCACGGAGUGAACGAUGUGGUCACGCUGGUGGAACAGAAGAAGGCAAGGCUGGUGUGCGUCGCCAAUGAUGUGGAUCCCAUUGAGGUGGUGCUCUUCCUGCCCGCGUUGUGCCGCAAGAUGGGCGUUCCUUACUGCAUCGUGAAGAACAAGUCUCGCCUGGGCACUGUGGUCAGGAGGAAGAAGACUGCUUGUGUGGCCAUCACUGAUGUGGAGGCAAAUGACAGGAGUAACCUGAACAAGCUGCUGGAGUCCAUCAAGACCAACUACAAUGACCGCUUUGAUGAGAUCAGGAAGAACUGGGGCGGUGGUCUGCUGGGCGCCAAGUCUGCCUCCAGGAUUGCCAAGCUGGAGCGAGCCAAGGCCAGGGAGCUCGCACAGAAACGCUAAGUACAAUAAACUGAUUGGUGGAA
Scylla paramamosain (green mud crab) is the source of this 977-nucleotide messenger RNA. It is a transcript of the gene RpL7A, whose product is annotated as large ribosomal subunit protein eL8-like. Gene Ontology annotation, cellular component: cytosolic large ribosomal subunit. The transcript is spliced from 6 exons. Gene Ontology annotation, molecular function: RNA binding. The record is from RefSeq and is a predicted model, not a curated record. Gene Ontology annotation, biological process: maturation of LSU-rRNA; ribosome biogenesis. Bases 139 to 954 code for a protein of 271 amino acids. NCBI's taxonomy places the organism in Eukaryota, Metazoa, Arthropoda, Malacostraca, Decapoda, Portunidae.